AUGAAGUUCUUUAUCAGCGCCCUCAUGGUUCUACUCCCUUUGGUGAUGGCUGCUAAAGCCCUCAAGUCCGUCAUCGUCACGUACCCCAAGGGAACUCCUUCGGGGAUUAUUGACGACGCAAAGCAGGCUAUAGUCGCAGCGGGUGGCAUUAUUACUCAUGAAUAUCACCUCUUCAAUGGAUUCGCGGCUGAAGCUCCUGUGAAUGCCCUCCAGACUCUCUCCUCCCAGUCUAUCCAAUAUAAACCCGAAAUCGAGGAGGACAAGAUCGUGUCGAUUAACGGCGAAUACGUGGGUCAGACACACGACUUCUAA
Messenger RNA from Penicillium malachiteum, 312 nucleotides. RefSeq lists its product as uncharacterized. The transcript is spliced from 4 exons. The record is from RefSeq and is a predicted model, not a curated record. The coding region runs from base 1 to 312 and encodes 103 amino acids. NCBI's taxonomy places the organism in Eukaryota, Fungi, Ascomycota, Eurotiomycetes, Eurotiales, Aspergillaceae. Gene Ontology annotation, biological process: vacuole fusion, non-autophagic. Gene Ontology annotation, molecular function: endopeptidase inhibitor activity.